UUUUUGUUAUAACUAGGUGGAAGUGUAAUUUGUGGUGGUUUGAGAAGGAAUUUUUGUAGCUAGCAAAUAAUAAUAAUUUGAAGGUAAUUAUUUGUUAUAUUGUACAAAUAUAGUACAACUUGGGGUUGGAGCUGUUAUUUUUUUUUUCUCUUUUUUAAAUAAUUGCUGAAAUUUUUAUUUUGAUGGUUUUUUUAUUAUUAUAACUAGGGGGAAGUUUAACUUGUGGUGGAUUGAGAAGUGAGUGUAGGUGCUAGCAAAUCUUCAAUUAUCUUUGAGGUAAAUUAAAUAUUUUAUUGGUUAAUUAAAGUCUUACUUGAACGAUAAGUUUGCUAAUUUAUACAAAUUGUUUGUUUUUUAACUGAUUAGUGUUAUAUGAAUGUGUCGAAAAAUUACGAAUUACACAAUUUUUUUAGGAUUUAUAAUAUAUAAAUUAAUAGUUUUCUAACUAUCAAAUUAUAAAACGAAUUAGAAAAUAUUAAAUAUUAAUUGUUUAUUUUAACUGAUUUAUAAUCUAACAUUUAGUGUUUGUAGCUAUAAAAAAAUUAGAAAAUAUUAAAUAUUUCGAAAUAAAAAUAAUAAUCUCAAAAUAUCAAAAUAUAGGGUUUCAAUGGCGACUCCGGGUAAGAAUACUGUCAAAGUUUUCGUGUAUAUAGGAGGCCAGAUUGUUCAUGAUGGAUUGUCAGUGAAUUAUGAUCAAUCUCAUCAUACAGUCGUACGAGUUAAACGCGAUAUAUCUUUCUCAGACUUCUUGGCCAAAAUAUACUCACAUUGCCGAAUAGAUAGAAAUGAAUUUGUGUUAUCGGUGUCUGGAAAAAUAUCACGAUGGUAUCAAAAUCAAUGGAGCGAGAUAGUUUCUGAAAUAACAAGUGAUGAUGAUUUAGAAAUCUAUUUGCAUCCGGAUGAAGGAAACGAUUCCAUAGAUGUUUAUGUUGAGUCUCAACCUUUAUACAAUCCUUUGAUGCCUUCACAAUUCACUAUAUCAGAGCCUCUCUACUCCCCUUCGAGACCUUCACAAUCCAGUACAUCAGAACCUCUCUACUCCCCUUCGAGACCUUCACAAUUCACUACAUCAGAACCUCUCUACUCCCCUUCGAGGCCUUCACAACCUUUUGAUUUGAAUGAAACGUACAAUUCCUUUAUGCAAACAAAUCCUGAGUUAAUUGCGGUUACACAAGGUUUUCUAAUAUGGGCUUUGAAGAGGGGCCAUCGAGGCAUUCUUAUCGAAAUCUUGGGGUAUAUAUUGGGGAAUCAAGUGGUAUGAAAAAUGCUCAUGAAAAUUUUGAUCUUCCUAAUGAAACUCGUCAUUGUGAUAAUAAUGAUGACGAGGAUCCUUUCGAAGACGCACAUGGGCCAAAUGUUCGAAGCGACUCUGAACCCUCCGACCAUGGAGAUGAUGAUGAUAGUGGUGAAGAGAACAAUGAUGAGAAUAUCGAAGUCGUUGACGACGUUGUACAAACAAUAUCGCAGGCAUAAAUUCCAUCAACUCCCCAUGUUCAUGUCAAAAUUCCAUCAUUUGCAGAACCUCCUACUCAGUUUUAUGAUCCACCUUCGUUCUACUCUCUGUCAUUUCCUGAAAUCCCAGCCGAUUCCGUUGAUGUUCCGUCGGGUAUGUGGUCAAAAUUUUACGAUAGCAGCAAAGGUACUCUCGAAAAGGGGAUGAUUUUUUAUUGUAAAGAAAUGGUCAUUUCAGCCGUUAGAGACCACUCCAUUCGAUUUGCCAGAAGAGAGUUUAAAGUUAUCGAAAGUACAAAAAGAACUUGGAAAGUUAUCUGCAAACAUGGCACUGAAGCAAGACCUUGCAGAUGGAGGCUAAGAGCAUCAAGAAUUGGGGAUAGAGGACAAUUUAGAAUUGGGAUCUACGAUGGCGAUCAUAGUUGCGGUAUGCAAGGGAUGACAAACAAUCAUGGCAACUUGAACAUCAAUUAUUGCGCCGCAAUUCUAUUGAAAAGUGUUCGUGAAAAUCCAGUUUAUGAGAUUUCAAAGGCAAGAGAGAUUGUGACCGCGCAAAUAGGAUAUGAGAUAUCCUACAUGAAGGCAAGGUACACUUUGAAGCGAUGCAGAGAAAAUGUAUAUGGAACAUUUUGAUAUUUUUCUUUUUUUCUUCAAAACAUUUAAUUACUUAGAUUUUUUUUUU
Molecule: messenger RNA, 2134 nt
Organism: Erythranthe guttata (spotted monkey flower)
Lineage: Eukaryota; Viridiplantae; Streptophyta; Magnoliopsida; Lamiales; Phrymaceae
Source: RefSeq, a predicted model, not a curated record